GGGAGCAGGUGAACGCUGGUUCUGGUUUAGGUGUGCUAACUCCUGGUAGGCCAUGCUGAAGAUGUCAUUGCUGGAGGUGACAAUACGAAAGUAGUCUUUCGUCUCACAGAUGUAACAUCUCACAGAAUCACCCUAGAACAGGCUUUGGAUAGCUCUGGGAGUCUGCAGCCUUUGCUUUGCUUCUCUCUCAAGCGUUCUUAGUCGGGCAAGGAUUAAUGGAAGUCCCCAGCCUCAGCUUGGGCUGUUAGAAUUCCUUCAGCGAGUCAGAAGUGGAAAUCAGGUUCCUCAGACCACAGGUUUACUAAAGGAAGGUCCAUCUGUCUGUGUGUGCCCGCUGCUCCUGGGGAGAUGUCCAAUGUUUCCAGCUACGCCCUCCGCAUGGCCCGGCUGAGUGCCCAGAUAUUCGGCGACGUGGUCAGGCCCACAGACUCCAAAUCCAUGAAGGUGGUGAAGCUGUUCAGCGAGCAGCCCCUGGCCAAGCGGGAGGAGGUCUACAACUGGUACCCCCCUCACAACACCUACUACGCCCUCAUGAAGAAACUCCGCUACUUCGGGCUCUACAGGGAUGAGCAUCAGGACUUCAAGGAGGAGAUGAGGCGACUGAAAAAGCUCCGUGGAAAGGAAAAACCAAAGAAGGGGGAAGGAAAGAGAGCUCUCAAGAAGAAAUAGUGCUGCUUGAACAGUGUAACUGACUGCUCUGGAAAUGCUGGGGAAUGGCUGGAGAAGGCUUGGCAUGUGAGCUGUGUGUGGGGCACAAGAAACACUCUGUGAAAUUGUGGACUCCCCCUUAGGAAUGCACUUGGGUCUUUGAAGUUUUACUGGUUUUGAAUUUCUAUACUUCAAAUAUACUGUAUAUUGCAGCACAGUAAUAAAAAAAAGAAGUGCUCAGUGUUUUUCUUGAAA
This is a messenger RNA of Vidua macroura (Pin-tailed whydah), 903 nucleotides long. RefSeq names its product mitochondrial ribosomal protein S33 (gene MRPS33). Gene Ontology annotation, cellular component: mitochondrion. The coding region runs from base 349 to 669 and encodes 106 amino acids. Lineage: Eukaryota; Metazoa; Chordata; Aves; Passeriformes; Viduidae. The transcript has 3 exons. The record is from RefSeq and is a predicted model, not a curated record.